AUGAAGGUCCCCAGAGAGAACAUCAAGUCCACCGGGCUGAACGUGAUUUACGAGCCAGACGUUCGCACUGAUGUGAAUCUCGACAUCGUUUUCGUCCACGGGCUGGGAGGCCACGCGGUGAGGACAUGGCUUCACACGCCAGCCCGCACGGUCCCGGCCAAAGAGCCGGUAUCGACAGAUGUCGCUCCGUCACAGGAGCAGCCAGCGCGAGCCAUGUCCAUGAAGUAUUUGACGUCUCCAAACCAGAAGAAAGGUAACACGCUGAGGAAGCCCCGUACCGGCGAGGCAUCGCCGCGAUUACGAGUGUUUGGCUCGCCGUUCCGCCCGCGAUCGGUAGACCUCUCGGAAGGCCUUGGGAGAUCUAGAGAGGAGAUUACGGUUUCGAGGUCAAUCAGGGCCCCCAGGCAAGGUUCCCGCCGUGAACGUCGCGCCCCAGCGCCAAGGAGACCGGUUUUCGAGGAAUGGGCCGACGAAGAGGACGAGAUCGACGGGAUGAGAGGCCGAGGAACUUUCUGGCCUUCCGACCUGCUCCCGGACUUAUGCAGCGAUGCGAGGGUGUUUACCUGGGGAUUCCAGACCCGCAAGGCCGACGGGCAGCUCGUUCCGGGGCAGCUGGAUAUUUUCAGCCGAGGGAGGGAACUGCUCAGCGAUGUGCACGACUUGCUCGCUUCGUACGGUGAACAUGGCCAGCGUCGAGAGGUGGUCUUCGUAGCCCACAGCACGGGCGGGAUAAUUAUGCUGCGUCUCGCCUACGCGUACGAAGACACCCACUGCGAGCCCUUACUUGCAUCGAUAGCAGGUAUAGUCUUCAUCGGCUGCCCGAUGAGGGAUUCAGCUAGUGGUACCAUAGUAGAGGCCAUGAAGAGCAUGGCAGCCGCGGCGAUCGGUGUCGAGAUGCACGACCAUUUUCUCCAGGAACUUCUCGGCGGAGAGACAUCCCUAGCUUACGAGGGCCGUGAUGCAUUUGAGGAGAUACGGCGAGAAUACGGGUUCCAGGUGAGGAUCUAUCGAGAGACCAUCGUCAUUCCGCCCGUGGACGACACAUUAUGGCCAUGGGUAGCUCUGGCACUCCGUCGCGACUCGGAAUUGUUGGAGAGUGCAGCGGAGAACACCGAGUAUAUCGAAGCGGACCACCUGAGCAUGUGCAGAUUCCCGUCGUCGGGGCAUGAUGGCUAUCGCUCCAUCUCUUCGUUCCUCCUCAGGCUGGUGCACCAUCAGCUGCUUAGAAAGCACCACUUGACACCGGAAGAGAAAGUCGCCCUGCAAUCACUCUCAGCACCUGGGAGCACAAUAAGUCAGCCUUUCGAAGCGCCAACACCACCUUUACUUUCUCCUGAUGUGCCCACUCGUAAAACACCACCCUGGAUUCUCAAACAUCCAGCCUUCGAAUCGUGGUACCACCGCAAGAACCCUCAAGACCGCCACAAACUCCUCUGGCUGCACGGUCCGGCAGCGUGCGGCAAGUCUGAGCUCCUCUCGUCCAUUAUCUCGCACAUCGCGACCGAGUGGUCGCCUGCAACCCACAGCAGCGCCAUCAUCACCGCCGUCGCAGAGGGCCAACCACUGCUCGAGUGGGUGAUCCAAAAGUCAGACGGGGCAGAUAACCAAAUACACAAUCGACACAGCUAUAUCACCACACCUCCGGAAUACACGGACAAAAGCGGCAGCCGUACCACCACCACCAGCAGCAGUGCCACCACCACCACGCCCACGAGUGGCCCGACACAUGAAACAGCCACCCCCCUGCGUGCCAUUCUGCAGCAGCUGUGGGCGCACGACCCGCGGCUGCGGAACCUAGUGGGUGGGCAGGCCAAGGCAUCAUCCCUGCUGGGCAAGGGCGCAGAUUCAUGCGGCGGGCCAGCCAGGACGCACAGUGACGCCGGGGCCCAGCAGCCGCGGCCGCAGGCGUCCAAAGUCUAUUCUCGGCGGCCGAACAGUGGUCCCGGCGACGGGCAUGGUGCUGUUACUUAUAAUAAUAAAGAGGGCAGUAGUAGUCAGGGGGCCCAGCUAUUCCGGGCACAGCUCGGUGAUGCCGGCGACGCUAAGGAGGGAGACCGGACUGCAAUUGAGAAGCACAGCACUGGUGAUGAUAAUGAUGAUGAUGACCACUCCUGCAGCCCCGAACAGAGGUACCUCGACGACGCGCGCGUCGUCUCGUUCUUCCUGGAGGACUACCUGCGACUCGAACUGCCCCAGACCCGAGCACAGGCCAGCGAGGAGGGCAGCCGUGCGGCGGGAGUGAAAGCCAAAGCUUCAGCCGAGGAGGAGGAGGAGGGCGACAACAAUAGCGAUCACCCCAGCGCUGCUGCCGCCGACCUCCCACUAGAUACGGCCCCUACAAAACCAGCGGCGGUCGUCCGCACCCCAGGCACGCGGCGCAUCUUCGUCUUCGUCGACAUCGCGCCCACGACCACCAGCGCCACCGUGCGCGACCUCCUGUGGUGCCUGAGCCAGCUCGCCCGGCGCAGCACCACGCUGAGCAUCUGCGUCGCGUCGGCGCACGCCCCCAGCAGCAGCAUGGCCGUCAAGUACAAGGACGCACGCGCGGACGCGUACGCCGCCGCCAGCGGGCUGCGCAGCCCGCUCAGCGAAAAUGCGUCGGUGGACGAGGACACGAUGCUGACGGUGGACGUGCCCCGGUCCAACGCCGAGGACGUCGCGGACUACAUCGAGGCGAACCUGCUCCCGGACAUUGAGGACCGGGCCAUUCUGGCGAUGAAGCUGGCCGAGAGGUCGCGCGGCGUCAUGUUCUGGCUCGAGCACGCGGUUGCCAUCGUCAACGACGCCAGCGAGGACGGCGUCUCGGGGGAGAUUGUGUGCAGCAUGCUGGACGACAUUGCGCCUGCGUCGAGGAACGACUCACUGGCAGCAGGGUCGAACCCCACGCCGCCGUCUUCGAGGGGCCGCAGCGGAUCGUCGUCGUCGGCUAUGGCUUUUAGUUCAGACCCUGGCCAGGCGAGGCUGGACGACUUGUAUGCUUGGAAGCUGCGGCGGCUGAGCGUGGGCGAGGCGAGGGCUGCGCUGGUGCUGAUGCAGUGGGUUAUGCUUGCUCCUGAGGCGCUGCGGCUGAAUGAGCUGCUGGUCGCGAUACGGCUGACCAUGUUGGUCUGGCCACAGAAUGGUGGUGAGGCUUAUGGUCAAGGCGGAGACUUGGGAGUGAAAGCACUCGACAUCGAGCCACCGAUGAGCCUGAGGGACCUGCGACGAAGGCCAACCGGAGGAGCAGAGGACGUGCCGGCAGAUAGCCCAUCACAAUUUUGGAGAUGGGCGCGACGAAUAUCGCAAGGGCUGGUGAAGCUCGAAAGCGAGACGAGGAGCACGACCAACAGCAGCAACAGCAAGGUCUCAUCCGAGCCACUGGGCCUGCAACGCGUACUCCCAGCCCACGAGUCGGUGCGACGGUUCUUCCUCGAAGGACGAGGCUUCCAGAUCCUCACACCACCACCGCCCCCAUCAUCAUCAUCAUCGAGCAAGACAAAACCCCUUCCACCACCAACACCAGACCACCUCAUCGACACAGCCUACUACGCCCUGCUACACACAUGCCUAGUCUACCUAAACAUGACCGACUUCGACUCCCUAAGCCGCACAACCGCACACUCCCGCACCCCCUCCCAAGCCCAACUGACCACACCCUCUUCCGAGCCCCCCUCCGAGGCAGAAGAAGAAUCCACCCGCCUGCACAGGCGCAACACCGAAGCCCAGCGCGCCCUCGUGACGUCCUCGUACCCGCUACUCCGAUACACAGUCGACAACCUAACCUUCCACCUGCUCCGGCCGCGCGCCCUGCGCUACUUCCCCCCGCAGGCCCGCCUGCUGCACCUGCUGACCGCCAACGGGUGCCGCAUCUGGCGGCGGUGGACGCGGCUGCUCGGCGUGCCGGACAGCGACGGUGCGAUAUCCUCAACCACACUAACAACCACAUCCGCAGCAGACGCCCCAGCCGCGGUGCUAGAGAAGGCGCGCGCCCGCCCCAGCGCCGCCGCCCUGCUGCGCCCCGUGUACGGCGCGGCGUUCCGGCUGGAGCGGGUCCUGCGGCGCGCGAGCAAGACGGCGCGGGAGCAGACUGCGCAGGCGGCGCGGGCGAGGAUGCGCGCGAGGAUGCAGAGGCAGCGGAGCGCGCGGAGCUUGAAGGGUGGUGGCGGUGGUGGUGGUGGUGGUGACAGGGCGCCUCCUACGCCUAGGACGCCGACGCGGCCGGCGAUGGUGCGGUCCGCGAGCGAGUCGAGCGUGGUGUUUGCGCUGAUGGGCGGAGGGGACGAUACAGGGCCCAAGGCGCAGUGGUUGGUGCCCAGGAGCCCGCGGUCGCCGAGGGUCAGGAGUGAUUCGCUUGGUUCGCUCGGGUCGUCGCCGAUGUCGAACCCGGCGUCUCCUGUGAUGCUUGUUGGGAUUCAGGAGGUUUGA
Diaporthe amygdali is the source of this 4404-nucleotide messenger RNA. RefSeq lists its product as uncharacterized. The coding region runs from base 1 to 4404 and encodes 1467 amino acids. NCBI's taxonomy places the organism in Eukaryota, Fungi, Ascomycota, Sordariomycetes, Diaporthales, Diaporthaceae. The transcript has 4 exons. The record is from RefSeq and is a predicted model, not a curated record.